AUGAGUACAGCCGAGACCCGCCAGCGCAAACCGGUGCCCCGCCAGAAUGCGACGGAGCCUCAGCAACAGUUGACAACCAAGCCCGUCGAGCCGCGCCUCAAACAUGGCAUUCCCAUGCAGAUCGCUCGCUCGCUCGCAAUGGCUGCCUGGUUCAACUGCUGCUGCGUCGUGAUUUUCGUCACUCAGCUCGUCGGAUCGCCCUUGUACCUGAUCAACAAGCAAUGGUUCUAUACCUAUAUGGCCUAUACCAAACAGAGCUUUGGUCUCGUCAUCACGGCACUGACCGAGUACGGGUGUCCUACAUUGUUCCGAGUCAGCGGCGACGAGAGCGUACGGGGACAGGUCCACCUGUCUGCCGAUGGCAUGCUCCAGACUGAAUUCCCCGAGCGCCUGGUUAUGAUCGCGAACCAUCAGGUCUAUACUGAUUGGAUCUAUCUAUGGUGGAUCGCCUAUACCAAUCUGAUGCACGGGCGUAUCUUCAUCAUUCUGAAGGAAUCUCUCAAGAACAUCCCCAUCGUAGGCCAGGGCAUGAUGUUCUACGGGUUUAUCUUCAUGGCGCGCAAGUGGCAGUCCGAUAAGCCUCGUCUGCAACAUCGCCUGGAGAAGCUCAAGACGUGUCAUUCAGGUUCGAAAUCCGGCAAAUCCUCAUUUGACCCCAUGUGGCUCUUGAUCUUCCCCGAGGGAACAAAUCUGUCGUUGAACACCAAGCGCCGUAGCGAUGAGUUUGGCCGCAAACAAGGAUAUCCCUCGUCAAAACAUGUGAUUCUUCCUCGAUCGACGGGGUUGUUCUUCUGUCUCCAGCAGCUGCGAGGGACCGUGGACUAUGUGUACGACAGCACAAUUGCCUACGAGGGCCCAGCGAAAGGAAUCUACCCCGACAAAUAUUUUACCCUCCGAUCAACCUACGUUCGAGGGCGACCCCCCACGUCAGUAAACAUGCAUUGGAGACGCUUUGCCAUCGCCGAUAUCCCGCUCGAGGAUCAACAAGAAUUCGACCAGUGGCUACGUGCCCGCUGGGCUGAGAAGGACGAAUUGAUGAACCAGUAUUUCGAGACCGGACGAUUCCCUUCCGCGCUGGCUGGAACGAUCGAGACCAAGACGGCCACGGAGACGCAAAAAUCGGCAGCGGCAGCGGGCUAUGUCGAGUCAUAUGGUAAUAAAAUUGCUCCCACCUCUCUCUCGCUCUUCCCAUCGCAAUCCUGUAUCCGUGAGAAGGCGGCAUCGCCAGCACCAACACCUCUUCUCACCUACUCUUCAUCUCCUCCUCCUCCUCCUCCUCCUCCUCCUCCUCCUCCUCCUCCUCCUCCUUCUGUUUCCCCUAGCUCGACCACCUUCACUCCAACCAUGGCGCCACUCGAAAACGGCCAUGCCAAUGGCACAAAUGGUGAAAAGGCCGCCACCACCUCGGCCCCUCGCUUCUCCGAUAUCCCCGAUGCCAUCGAUAUUCCCGCCUCGAGUUUCGACAGCGAAGUUGAAGUCAGUUUGCUAGACCUGCCAGAAGAUCCUACCGAACUCUGUACAUUGCUUGAGAAUGAACGCGCUGCGAAGAAUUUCUGGGUCAUCAUUGCUUUGGCCUACGCCAAGCGAAAGCAACUUGAUCAUGCCCUCGACAUUUUACAAAAGGGUCUCGCCUCAGUCGCCCAUGGCGCUACAAAAGAGAAACUCGGUCUUCUGGGGUGGAUCUGCUGGCUGCUCAUGCUGAAGAGUCGACAGGCGCCGCGGGUAGCUCCCGAGGGAGAGCUGUACACCGAGGCAAAAACGAAGGACUAUUACUUGCAACAGGCUACAUCCAUUCUCAACGAGGCCUCACGCCUGAAUCCGGCGUACCCUCCUUUGUUCUUGGCGCGCGGUGUGCUCUGUCUCUUGCGCGCCUCGUUACAUCCACCUCGUGCGGUGCGCCCCGGCACCGUCGACACCUCGGACCGCGUGGAGUCAUUACGACAGGCGUUGAAGUGCUUUGAGGAGUCGUCAAAGGCAUUUGGUGGUCGCAACGUCAUGGCGUUCAUGGGUCGUGCGCGUGCGCUGUACAUGUUAGGGCGAUACUCGGACGCCCUCACCGACUACCAGAAAGUCUUGAUGCAGAUGCCCAGUCUGACGGACCCGGAUCCUCGAAUUGGAUUGGGGUGCUGCCUGUGGCAAUUGGGCUUCAAGGAGCAGGCCAAAGCUGCGUGGGAGCGAUCAUUGUCUCUGACUCCCGAUUCCAAGGCUGCCAACGUUCUUCUUGCCGUUUAUCACCUCCACGAGAAUGCGCGUCGGCCUAUGGUGGACCCCAAGUUCGGAUCGUUAUUCAACAUGGCCAUGUCGCAGUACACACAGAAAGCGUUCAAGAUGGACAAGGAAUAUCCCAUGACCUGCGCCUUGCUCGGCGACUACUAUCUACUACGCCAGGCAUAUCCGACCGCUGAGAACUUGGCUCGCAAGGCUAUUGAGCAAACCGAUGUCAUGCCCAUUGCCAGUGACGGGUGGUAUCUACUUGGUCGGAAAUCACACUACGAGGGGGACAUGGCCCGGGCAACAGAGUUCUACAACCGGUCAGACCAGGCCCGCGGUGGCGGUGAUAAGGGAUAUCUUCCGGCCAAGUUCGGUGCUGUGCAGAUGUUGGUCACCAACAAGGACUUUGAUGGUGCCAAGUUCCGGCUCGAGAAGAUUUUGCAGACGGCCAAGAACGCCGAGGCGAUGACAUUAUUGGGUGCUCUGCUGGCCGAAGAGGUAUUUGCUGCGCAACAUGCCGGGAACAAGGAGGACAAAUCCGCCGAGUCCAAACGGGCCAUCUCACUCCUCGAAUCUGUCCGGUCCAUGUGGAAGGAUGAGAAGCAAAUGCUGACCCCGGACGGAUCGGUGCUGGUCUACCUCGCCCGGCUGUAUGAGAGCUCGGCCCCGGAGAAGAGUAUGCAGUGCUUGACACAAUUGGAAGAAAUCCAGCUGUCAAUCAUUCCUGAAGACGAGCGACCGGACAUUGAGGAUCCCGAGCAGCUGAAGUCGGUUCUGCGGGAGAACCUGCCACCUCAGCUUCUUAACAACAUGGGAUGCUUCCUUUAUCAAAGCGAAAAGAUCGCCUUGGCGCGGGGCAUGUUCCAGGCUGCUCUGAAUGCCUGCGUACGAUCAACCGAGCAGGAGAACGGGGCUGACAAUGAUGCUCUCGUGACAACAAUCAGCUACAACCUCGGUCGAACCUAUGAGGCUGCUGACAUGUGGGACGAGGCCAAGAAGGUCUUUGAGGGUGUUCUUGAACGUCACAGUGAUUACACGGAAGCCAGUGCUCGUCUCACUUACAUUGCUCUGCGUCAAAGCCCUACGGACGAGGGACCGAAGAAGAUUGCCAAGCUGUACGAGAAUGACUCGUCCAACCUCGAGGUCCGAUCUCUCUUUGGCUGGUACUUGAGCAAGUCUAAAAAGCGGGCGUCCAAUAUCAACGAGGAUGCCGAGCAGCGACACUACAAACACACGCUGCAAUAUCACGACAAGCAUGACCGGUACGCGCUCACUGGCAUGGGUAACGUGCACCUACUGGUUGCUCGAGACAUGCGUCGGGACAGCGAACAAGACAAGGAGAAGCGGCGGAAGAUGUAUCAGCGUGCAGUGGAAUUCUUCGACAAGGCUUUGCAACUGGAUCCCAAGAAUGCCUACGCAGCCCAAGGUAUUGCUAUCGCACUGAUCGAUGACAAGAAGGACCACAGUAGUGCCGUGCAAAUUCUUGCUCGUGUCCGUGAUACGGUCAAGGACCCUAGCGUCUACCUCAAUCUCGGCCACGUCUAUGCCGAAUUACGCCAGUACUCUCGCUCGAUUGAGCACUACGAGGCUGCCCUCAACAAAGAUCGUGCUCGCGAUGUGCAAAUUCUCGCCUGUCUCGGUCGAGUCUGGCAGCUCAAAGCCAAGCAGGAAGGCAGUCUCCAAGCCAUGAAAACGGCCCUGGAAUAUGCCCAACGCGCACAAGCUGUCUCCCCCGAGGCCCUUCACCUUCAAUUCAACGUCGCCUUUGUGCAAAACCAGAUUGCUUCUCUUUCAUACAGUCUCGCUCCGACCCAAAAGACCCUCCAGGAUGUCGAAGAAGCCGCCGAGGGUCUCAAAGAGGCCAUCGAGACAUUUGACCGACUCUCCAAGGAGAAGAACCCACCCUACCCAGCCAGCGCCCUCGAGCAGCGUGCCAACAUGGGCCGGACCAUCUCGAAACAGCUGGAUCGUGCACUGCAAAGCCAAAAAGAAUACGAAGAGAAGAAUGCGGCGAAAUUGCGUGAGGCGCGCGAGGCUCGAGCCGCGGCCAUCGCUGCCCGUGAAGAACAAGUUCGUCAAGCGCAAGAAGUUGAGGCGGAGCGGAAACGCAAGAUUGCCGCUGAGCGCGCCCAGAUGAUUGAAGAAGCCCAGCGCCAUGCCAUCGAGCGUGCUGAGCGAGAACGUGCACGGGAAGAUGCCGAAUUGACCGAGGACAGUGAGGGGGAAAAGGUCAAGCGGAAGAAGAAGACCAACAAGCGCAAGAAGAAGGAUGACUUUGUGGCUGAUGAUGAUGAGGAUCUUGGUGCCGGUGGAGGUGGUGCUGGUGCGGACGAUAGCGAUGCCGGUGGUAGUGACGGAGAAGCCGCGCCCAAGAAGAAGCGUCGUUUGGAGCGGCGUGGUACAACGACGGCCAAAGCUAAUAGCAAGUACAAGAGUUCAGAGAUGGUCGUCGACUCGGACGAUGAUGAGGACGAGGCGGAAGGGAGGGGAGGGUCAAGGUCACCUGCCAAGAACGACGAUGAUGACGAUGCGGAUCUCUUCGGCGGCGAUGAUGAGGAACAGGAAGACAAUGCCGCGCCCCGACGACGAGGAAAGGCUCCUCUACGAAUUGAGGACGAUGAGGACGAGGAUGAGGAAGGUGAAGAAGCUUCAGCUCCUGCAAAGACUGCUUCACCUGCCAUCGACGCACCUAUUCUCGGAGAGGGAGAAGAUGACGAGCUCUUCGGUGACACUACCAUGCAAGAUGACUAG
Messenger RNA from Penicillium oxalicum, 4962 nucleotides. RefSeq names its product putative RNA polymerase II transcription elongation factor (Ctr9). Lineage: Eukaryota; Fungi; Ascomycota; Eurotiomycetes; Eurotiales; Aspergillaceae. Gene Ontology annotation, cellular component: Cdc73/Paf1 complex. The record is from RefSeq and is a predicted model, not a curated record. The transcript has 4 exons. Gene Ontology annotation, molecular function: acyltransferase activity; RNA polymerase II complex binding. Bases 1 to 4962 code for a protein of 1653 amino acids. Gene Ontology annotation, biological process: regulation of DNA-templated transcription.